Molecule: messenger RNA, 2142 nt
Organism: Mycosarcoma maydis (corn smut)
Lineage: Eukaryota; Fungi; Basidiomycota; Ustilaginomycetes; Ustilaginales
Product: cyclin-dependent serine/threonine protein kinase SSN3
Exons: 1
Coding region: 1-2142 (713 amino acids)
Biological process (GO): protein phosphorylation
Cellular component (GO): nucleus; mediator complex
Molecular function (GO): RNA polymerase II CTD heptapeptide repeat kinase activity; cyclin-dependent protein serine/threonine kinase activity; ATP binding
Source: RefSeq, a predicted model, not a curated record
AUGUCGGACCAGAUUCGAGCGUCGGGCUAUUUCUACUCGCAAACAGACGACCCGUUUGCAGCAGCGUUUUGGUCGCAGUUCCAGGACCCGCAUGUUUUGGCGGCGCGGCAUAUCCCGGCGGAUUCGUCGGCAUCGGCAGCAAUGAAGGCGUACCGCGAGUAUCGCGACCGGGUGCGCAAGCCUGUACUGGCGACAUAUACGAUCUUGGGAUUCCUCAGCUCCGGUACGUACGGCAGGGUGUACAAGGCGAGGUUGAGGACUCCGCCUCAAUUGGCGUCGAGCAGCGGCACAGCUGGAAUCGCGAAUGCCAACGCGGGCACUGGGUCCGGAACGGCGACAGUGGGCAGUGGCGCUUCAACGGCAAAGAAGAGAGGUGGGUUGCUGCAACAGCAUCAGCUCUUGGACUCGCCUAGCUCGUCGUUGCAUGCAACGCCAAAAUCAGUCGCCGACGGCGCAGGUGUAGGUGUCAACGGCACUCCCUCGGCGUCGCCCAGUCUGAGUGCCUCGCUGGGCACAUCAACUGCAAAUGCACCGGGCGGAUCGGACAACACCUUACAGCUUUCUAGCAACGAGCUGCCAGACACCCAGAUCUAUGCCAUCAAAAAGUUCAAGCCGGACAGCAAAGAGACGGACGCGACCAUCUACACGGGCAUCUCGCAAAGUGCAAUGCGCGAGAUCUCUCUGAACCGCGAACUGUCGCACGUCAACAUUGUCACUCUGCACCAAGUCAUGCUGGAAGACAAAGCGAUCUACAUGGUGUUUGAAUACGCUGAACACGACCUGCUCCAGAUCAUUCAUUACCAUUCCACCGCUCUACGAGCACCAAUCCCGCUUGCUGUCCUCAAGAGCCUGCUGUGGCAGCUGAUCAAUGGCGUCGCAUACCUGCAUGCCAACUGGAUUCUGCAUAGAGAUCUCAAACCGGCCAACAUCUUGGUCACCUCGCAGGGUGUGGUCAAGAUCGGCGAUCUCGGUCUGGCUAGGCUCUACUCGUCGCCGCUGCAGAGUUUGUACAAUGGAGACAAGGUGGUGGUGACCAUCUGGUAUCGAGCACCAGAGCUCUUGUUGGGGGCAAGACACUAUACCACGGCUAUCGAUAUGUGGAGUGUGGGGUGUAUCUGGGGGGAACUGUUGGCGUUGCGUCCAAUGUUCAAGGGAGAAGAAGCAAAGAUGGAUCCAAAGACCAAAGCAGCACCGUUUCAAACAGAUCAACUAAAACGAAUCGUCGAGGUGCUCGGGACGCCCAAUAAGGAUCGAUGGCCAGCGAUCGAGUCUAUGCCGGACUACAAAGGCUGGUGGCCCCAUCUGCGCUUGGACAACUACCCGAAAACUCUGUCUCGAUGGUACGCGACGCGCAACAAGGGAGACGACGGAUACGAGCUCUUCAACUCGCUGCUCCAGUAUGAUCCAGAACAACGUCUGACGGCCAACCAAGCGCUCGAACACGCUUGGUUUACAGCUCAGGAUCCCAAACCGACGGCCAACGCGUUCAGCAGCCUAGCCAAGCCGCACGCCACCUACCCGAAUCGACGAGUGAUCCAGGACGAUAUGGAUCCCAAGAUGAAGAGCAACUAUGUUCCGCCGAUCAAAUCGCACCAUAUGCAGCCUUGGCACCAGGUCAACUUGAACAGCAGUCAACCGCACAGGCUCGCGCAACUCAUGUAUCAACAGGAGCAGAUGAGGCAUCAGCAGAUGCAGACGCAGGCUCCAGCUCCGGCUCCGGCCCAACCUCCGGCUGCAACGGCAGUGACGGGCAGACUGGGCCAUGCGGUUGGAGCGGGCAGUUCCGCAGUGGGAACAGCGGCCAAUGUAGGAGGUCCGGCGGCACCGCCACCGAUCGCGAUCGGGAGUACCGCUGGCACAGGCGGCGCGAUCGGCAUACAAAGCUCGGCCGCAAGCACCGCUCCUUCACAGCACAUGUAUAACAACAAUCCCCUGAUCACGAUCGCCGGCACCAACGGCGGUACCAUCUCGAAUCCCGCCACCGUCCGAAGCUCGCACAGUAUUGGCUCAACCGAAAGCAUCACACCCACUACCUCGUCCCAACCCAUCCCAGCUCAACCCUCAUCCGCCCCCCUCGCAAGAACCACCAAUCUAGUCGCAACAGCAACACGAAACCAACAGCGCAAACGUCAACGCAACUAA